This is a messenger RNA of Toxoplasma gondii ME49, 3267 nucleotides long. RefSeq lists its product as hypothetical. The record is from RefSeq and is a predicted model, not a curated record. Bases 1 to 3081 code for a protein of 1026 amino acids. The transcript is spliced from 4 exons. Lineage: Eukaryota; Apicomplexa; Conoidasida; Eucoccidiorida; Sarcocystidae.
AUGGCCAUACUGUUCGUGCUGGCUACUGGUGUGAAUCUGUCCCUUUUCGGUCUCGGAGUUUUGCUACUGUUCAGCCAAGUAGCGGGGGUCGUCACGGUUGCCAUAAUAUGCCUGCUACUGGUUGCAGAAGCAUAUGCUUCGUGCGUUGCGAUCGCUCUGGCAGCUGACAGGAUACGUGCAAUCCGAGAGUCUAUUGCCGGUGAUGAUCCGCACGCACAAAAGCUACCUGAAAAGCACUGUGAGACCUUUGGGGUUGCAUUGCCCCCGCUGCGUGUCUUACGUGCGCCAGCAAAACGUCGCUGGAAGUCUUGCAGAAAGUCAGAGUCAGUGAGUAGCCGAUUUGUCCACUCGAGUGAACGGCUACACUCAAGAAGCCGCUCAACGACUCCAUCUCCAUUGGUUCCAAGUCAAAAUGGGGAAAAAAGAAGACGUGACAGUGAAGCAUCUCAGUUAGUUUCGGAAGAGGGAAGAGGCGAACAGAAGAGCAUACCUUUGUUCACAGACACGCAAUUGCGUGAACUGAACGACGCAAGAGAACCCUCUAGGCUGGCGCCCUUCGAGGGCUUCUUCCCAUUCACUGCUGAUAUUGCUCGGGCUACCCAUGACGAGGAGUGGAAAGAAAAACACCUCUACCCGCCAGAAGAACUCCCUUCAACAAAUAAGGUUCAGCAGCCUAGUCCCUCACCUGCUGAGCAGGCGAAUGCUGGAUGCGUUGACCAGGGCGUUGAAAAGAUAAAGCUUGAAUCCCAUCCUCGAAUUCUUCUCGAUAAGCAAACCCUCAGCUCAUCGUGCCGUCCGAAGAGCGGGAGGCAACGGCACCACGACUUCGAAAAAGAGCCUACAAAAUGUAUCGAGUUCGGUGUCCACACAAGCGCCUGCGAAAAGGGGUCGCUGCCGCACGUUAGGCUGGGCGCACUCUAUAAGCGGUGCCGAUGGUGCAACCAAGUUGUGGACAAGAGCAGCCGUCAUAGUUUCAGACUUGCCACGUGUGUGGGUCACUGUAACCGAAAGUCAAACAUCGCGCAGGUGGCGCUGCGCCUGAUUCGAGUCUCGUUUCUGUUUCUCUGCGCGGCAGCAGCUUGGACAAAGAGCUUAUUUUUCCCAGAUUCCGCAGCUGCAGCUCUUGCUGAAGCGCGCCGUCACUUCCCCAUCGCCAUGGAUGUGCCUACCGUCUCUCGGUGCUGCCUUGUCGCAACACUUUCCCUGAACAUUAGUCUCGUUCUUUACCUCCUGCACAUGUUGACGAGACUACUUUGCAUCCACCAAAGUCUGCGACGGAAGAAUACGCUGCUGGAGACCGCGUCCGUAACAAUCCCACAAACUAUGUGUCCGACAUGUAGUUCUACAGUCUCCUCUUCACACUGUCGAGCAUGCGCGAGUCUUGCCGGUUACCCGCCCGCAGGUUUUGUCCCUUCGGCUCACACAUCUCUGAUAACAAAAUGCUCUACUGCUUCCAUGGAACGCCACUCUGUUCGCCCUCAUUUCUCUGAUUGCUGUCUCGGCUGGGGAAAACCGGGUUUUGCUGAGGUGCCUCCAGUAAAGCGGCAGCUUCAUAUUGUUCAGUCACCAGCUGCCCGAAUCCCAGAUGCAACUCCGACGGCCCGCUUCCACGUGGAGACCUCGCAUUCACAGUAUGGUGUCAAAGCAGCAAAACACACUGAAAUACCUGGAGAGGCGACAUGUAGUAGCACGGUCACAAGCGGUUCUGCUUCAUCGAGGCUGCCGUCUUCACUAUCUGGAGCUCCUGAAUCCGCAGUAGUGUCUGUUGCGCGCGCUAUUCGCCAGCAAGACAGUUCCACUCCUUCAGCUAAAAACUGUCACUUUUACGAGGGUGCAGCACAUCGGUCGUCCCAUCAUCACCUGAAGAGGAAGCGGUCAACGUCAGCUCCAAACUUCCGCAGUUUACAGUCAGCGAAAGAUGACGGCACCAGGAAAGUGGAAAGUGGGAAUAAGAACCCUGCAUUCUCAAUGGACAAACAUCCGCAACCCAGGUCCAAUGAUGACUCCUGUAGUCCGUGCCGGUUCGGCACAAGUCAUCCUCGAGCUGAGCACACAGGUGACCUGGAAGGGAGAGGGUUUAGGGGGUCCCGAAAUCACUCUACAGUCGCAUUCAUAAGUUCUGAACCAGAGGAAUGCCGAGGCAUCGACGCGGUUGCUGAGUUGUUUCAGGAAAGGAGUCACCAACGAUGCGAUGAAGGAUUGGAAACCCUCGCGGGGGGUGUCACAGGCGACAAACAGGGAAUCUCGUCUCUUCCGACGCCUUUAGAAACAAGUUUCGCUGAUGAAACACACAUUUUUGUUGCAAAUGCUUCUAUCGGUGGACAAGGCGGCCAGGGAUCUAAAUUGACAGACUCCGUAAGCGCUCUCAAGGGCGAUGAGAAGGAGAAACACGUCUUCUGCCGCCAGUCGGUCAUGCAGUCAACGAGUGUUUUCGAUACAAUGUCCUCAUCCCCAAUACCGUCGGAAGGUCCAGAUGACGAAAAAGGUAGACACGUUCAUGUGGAUAACGAGAUAUGUGUGAGAUCAGAAGCCUUGCCUUUUUCGCUCGAUGCGUUUCAUUACCAGGACGAGAGGGAAGUGAUGAAGCAGCCUCUUUCCUCAAUAAGCAAGGACCAGCAACCGGAACAUUCACAAGAUGCUAAUGUCUUCGAGAACUGCAAUGGCGCCCGCGUACCUGUUUCGUGCCAGAUGGAUGAAGAAUCCGAACAAGGCGGGAUUGGCCGCAGUAUAAAUGUGACCGAUGGUGGGGUCUUGCCGCGAAUGACAAAGAAUGAAAUCGGAGCUGUACAGGCACGUCACGAGUUAUACAACCAAAACCAGAAAUCAUGUGAACUUGUGGAUUCAGACGACACUGAUGAAAAUCUAACAGCUUGGAUGAAACUGCAACGGCUUCGAGAGCUCCUCGCCUGCCUACAACUCCGUCAGCGGCAACGCUUAGGACAGCAGCUCGCGGACGCUCCGUCGCCGGAGCUGACCAUGAUGCCGACGCGAGUGCUAAUCGAAGCGACUCCAGAGUUCUUGUGCCUGGGCAAGCAGAAAGAUGAAACGCCACGAGUUUCCCGCAGCGCAUCAAUCUGCUGAAAAUUCGACGAUUGCUCCUGUUACGCUAGUAGCACUAUUCCACUCGCGGAAGUGCCACGCAAUGACAGGGAAAAUUACACAUACGCGUUUUGUCUCAGUCGUUCAAAAAUGGUACUGAUGACGGCUCGUAAUGUGAAGGCAUUUCGUGCCUCCUCGGAGGCAUGUACAAGGAUUUAAGUGUGAGCC